Messenger RNA from Rhinolophus ferrumequinum (greater horseshoe bat), 1791 nucleotides. RefSeq names its product cerebellin 1 precursor (gene CBLN1). Gene Ontology annotation, cellular component: glutamatergic synapse; synaptic cleft. Gene Ontology annotation, molecular function: protein binding. The record is from RefSeq and is a predicted model, not a curated record. Bases 377 to 958 code for a protein of 193 amino acids. Lineage: Eukaryota; Metazoa; Chordata; Mammalia; Chiroptera; Rhinolophidae. The transcript is spliced from 3 exons.
CCGCGGUCCGCGCCUUUGUGCCCAGCGCGCGCUCUCCGUCCGCUCCGGCUGCAUCAAUAAUUCAGAGCGGCAGCGGCGGCGCCAGCGGCCGGUGCGGGCAGGAGGCGGCGGAAGCAGCGGGGACCGAGCGGCAGCGGCUAUGCAUCCAAGUGCGGCUGGGCAGCCGCGGCACCCCUGAGGCCCGGGCGGGGCUCCGGGAGCAUCGCGCGGGGGGCACGCUUGCCCGGGAGUGCGAGGAACAGCAGUAGGGUCCGGAGCGGCGUUGGCGGAGCUGCGCACGGAGCUGAGGAGGGGGCUUCGGAGCGGGGCUGGGGCGGGGGGGCGGCUGGCGCAGGCAGCCCCCGGGGUGGGGGGCGGGGUGGGCGCCGGCGCCGCGAUGCUGGGCGUCGUGGAGCUGCUGCUGCUCGGGGCGGUGUGGCUGGCGGGCCCGGCCCGCGGGCAGAAUGAGACGGAGCCCAUCGUGCUGGAGGGCAAGUGCCUGGUGGUGUGCGACUCCAACCCCACGUCCGAUCCCACGGGCACAGCUCUGGGCAUCUCUGUGCGCUCCGGCAGCGCCAAGGUGGCUUUCUCCGCCAUCAGAAGCACUAACCACGAGCCGUCCGAGAUGAGUAAUCGCACCAUGAUCAUCUACUUCGACCAGGUACUAGUGAACAUCGGGAACAACUUUGAUUCAGAACGCAGCACUUUCAUCGCCCCGCGCAAAGGGAUCUACAGUUUUAACUUCCACGUGGUAAAAGUCUACAACAGACAGACCAUCCAGGUGAGCCUCAUGUUAAACGGGUGGCCGGUGAUUUCAGCCUUCGCUGGUGACCAGGACGUGACCCGGGAGGCCGCUAGCAAUGGAGUCCUAAUCCAGAUGGAGAAAGGCGACCGUGCAUACCUCAAGCUGGAGCGGGGGAACUUGAUGGGGGGCUGGAAGUACUCGACCUUCUCUGGAUUCCUCGUGUUUCCCCUCUGACUGGCUCAGCGCCAAAUGGAGGCAGGGAGAGGGCGAAGGCAGGAGGGGGAAUUAGAAAGAGGCUGAAAUGUAGAGAAGGAGAAAGCGGCACGACUUGAAACUUCCCACAUGUUCCCCAGCUGUAUCCCGUGAAAGGUGUGCGCAGGCGGUCGGACAAUUUGUCCGUUUACUCAUUAAGAGAAGUAAAUUCCACUUAGCUCUGCGCACUCCCAUUUCCAAAAAUAAACUCGCCUCCCCCAUUUCAGUUGCAGUAAUGAAGACUGUCUUGCCAUUGUUUCUUCCCCCACGUUCAUGUUCCCUACGAUUUAUAGAAAAGAAACUUUGUAUUUCACUGUAUAAUGUGAAAUAUCUUCCUCCGCGGUCCCCUGCUGAAAUCUAAUAUGCCCCUCCCCCUUUUUAGUUGAGGGGGUAAGAUUUUUUUUUUUGUGGAUGGGGGAGGUAGUUUUAAUUUGGCAAGUGUUGCUCUUCUUAAAACACCGCUCAAGAGUUAAUUAGCUGAAGAUACUUUGUUUCCUCGGCUGCUUGUUAGCAGAGAAAGGACUCACCUUAGUGGUGACUGGUUUAAACAUAUAUAUAUAAAUAUAUAUCAUUUGUACACGAAGAACUCUUCCCAGUGGAAACUGGCUGUAUUUCCGUAUUUCUAUGUCCUAUUCGGAGUGAUCGUGAAAUCUAAGGCUGCUUGAUGUUCUGAUGCUUGUCGAUGCCCUCGUGUUCUGUGGCUCCACUAACCACCAGGAGGUUCUUCCGGGCGAUUCCUCGUCCUCUGUAACAUACGUGUGAAUAGCCAAGAUUUAAUUUUGCUUUAAUCCAAUAAAGUUGAAGUGGGAAUUUUA